Nematostella vectensis (starlet sea anemone) is the source of this 1074-nucleotide messenger RNA. RefSeq lists its product as uncharacterized. The transcript has 3 exons. The record is from RefSeq and is a predicted model, not a curated record. The coding region runs from base 95 to 364 and encodes 89 amino acids. NCBI's taxonomy places the organism in Eukaryota, Metazoa, Cnidaria, Anthozoa, Actiniaria, Edwardsiidae.
AGUGCGUCAGUCAGCGCGAGAUUUGGACGAGCAAACAUCUUACCACACUUGCUUGAGACCACUAGAUAAGAAAAACCUUCAACAGACAAACAGAAUGACGAUGAACAUCGAGCAAGACUUCAUCACUUAUUAUUUCGAAAAAGCCGAAUCCUCUGAGCUUACACUGCCAUUUUUACAAGACGUAAACGGUAAUCCCCACGGAGAGCUGGAGUGCAAAUGCCUACGAAAAGCUGGAGUCAUCAGAUGUCUUCAGUGUGGCCAUGAAUUUACAGGAAGGCGGAGGAUCCAAUGCCCUCUACACCCCAACCUUAUCCAUCUAAUGGACUUCAGAGAGUGCCCAAGGUGUAAUGCAGAACUGAGUUAAAAUAUCAUUUAUAAAUCGACUGUAAAUAGUUUAUAUAAGGGAUAAAAGGCUAAGUGUUAGCAAUAACUGAAACUUGAGGACAUGUGGCGUUUACAAGGUUGUUUCCAGUAUGCAGUUAUACACAUUUUAGGUUAACCUUUCUCAGUAUGUCUGAAUGUCCAGGGCUGGUUACAAACAUUUUUAGGUGUAGCAAAACAGGUUUUGAAUGUCUUUUUCUCUCAUUUUCUACCACUGCUACAACCAGCAAGUGGAGACACGGAUAAACAAUUCCCAUUCAUUAGUUUUAAUAAAAGUCCAAAUAAACAUGUAUAAGUAAGAGAGGGGAACUUUGAGUGCAACACAGUAGUGGUUUUCAAAAACCUGUGAAAUGCUAUUUAGGUUAUUUAGUACUAAUACACUGUAAUCUCUUUUGUUCUGGCUUGACUAUUACACUUAAACAAUAAUAUUUUAUUGCACAGGAUUGUGAAAACCACUCUCUCUCUCUCUCGAAAAUUUGGCAGAGUCGAUUUCCAGUUUUUGGUGUAUUAUAUAUAUAAAGAAAAUAGUGUUGGUUUGAGAAAAAUACAAACUACAUAGGUUUCCCUACAGGUCUGUUUCGUGGUUGCCCACUCAUCAGGGGAUAUAUAUAUAUAUAUAUAAUUAAACAAAGAACACAUUUCAACUAUAUUGUAAAGAUGUAUUGGAAUUAAAAAAAAAAGGUUGCUGUUUUA